Messenger RNA from Caenorhabditis auriculariae, 6009 nucleotides. NCBI's taxonomy places the organism in Eukaryota, Metazoa, Nematoda, Chromadorea, Rhabditida, Rhabditidae. The record is from the annotation of a GenBank genome assembly.
AUGGCGAGGAUUUUUCAGCGACGCUGCUACACCCAGGGCCAGUACGACGGCAAGUUUCGGUUUGUUUCGUUAAUCUUUUGGAUUUAAAAUCAAAUUUUAGUUUAUUCAGUUCAAUUUGUAACGAAGAGACAAGCAUUUAAAUCGAGUUUAUCACGUUUUUUUUUUCGUUUUGUCAUAAGGGCGCUCUUUUUUAAUACCUCUUUGAUUCAUUUUUUUUUUUAUCUUCUCGCACCUUGGUAAAAUGAAACGCACGUGCUCCGGACCAGGAUUGUUUGUCAGACGUGGGCCGGGUUUCGAAAUUGGCCGCGGCCGAGAGGCUGACAAGGGAACUGUUUUUUUACCCUACAAUAUCUUUCGCGUCAAUGUUUUAUCUACAGAUGACGAUGGCCCUUUAAUAAGGCUGCAUUUUUGACUUAUCUUUCUAUCUUUUAGAUCAAAAAAGAUCAAAAUUAGUCUCGCGCGUUAAAACAUCGACGCGAAAGGGUACCGUCUCAGCAGGGGCGGAGUGAGCUGCUUGACAUUUAAAAUCUGAACAGACUAUAUGACGGCUCGAAGUUCGCACGUGAAAUGAGCGGAACGCAGCAAGAAGGAAUCUAUCACGCCCACGAGCCCUCAUUUCCAGUUGGCCGCUUAGUGUAGUGGCUAGCGUGCCAGGACUGCGGAGACUGUGGUCAGGGUUCGAAUCAUUUUAACGCAAUUUAUUUUUUCUGUUUUUUCCCCGGAAGAAAUCUAUGAAAACUGUUGAAACUUUAGCAAAAACUUUUUCUCAAAACAUUAGAGAUCCUCAAUUUCGGUGUUUACAACAAGAUUUUUCGAAAAUUUUCUCGGUUUUCGCUUCUACAGGAUGUUCUCGUGAGACGAAAAGAUUUGUAAAAAGAAAUUUUGGUAUUUUUUAGCGAUGAAGUGACAAAAACCGAUAUACAGAGUACACGGCAAAAAGAGAACAGAAAAUUUGUACCUUUUCUACGACUUCGGCGAAAAAAGUGUUCCCAGAGAGAGAUCUAUUGACUAUCUACAAGCGAAAACCGAUGAAUUUUCGAAAAAUCUUGUUUUAACUACCGAAAUUGAGGAUCUCUUAUGUUUUGAGAACAAGUUUGCUAAAAUUUCAACAGUUUUCAUAGAUUUCUUCCGGAAAAGAAAAAAAAAUUGCGUUAAAAGGAUUCGAACCCUGACCACAGUCUCCGCAAUCCUGGCACGCUAGCCACUACACUAAGCGGCCAACUGAAAAUGAGGGUUCGUGCGCGUGAUACAUUCCUUCGGUGGUAUGAAAAAAACACCAGCGAAAAUUCAAACGGCGACUUUUCCGAUUUUUUCAUAUCGCUAGGGAACUUUCCGACGGCCACCUUUCCGACGAAAUUUUUUCCGACUUUUUUCACUUAUAUAUUUCGGUUUAUAAGACAUCUAUUUACAUUUUUUUUUUCUAUUUUUUUGUGUUUUAAUCAUGAACCAACUACUUACUUUAUAUAGGAAAUUUAAAGCGAAUAUUUUAUCGAGAAAAAAAAGUCGGAAAGGGAUUCGUCGGAAAGGUGGCCGUCGGAAAGUUCCCUAGCGAUAUGAAAGAAUCGGAAAAGUCGCCAUUUGAAUUUUCGCUGGUGUUUUUUUCAUACCACCAUUCCUUCUUGCUGCGUUCCACUCAUUUCACGUGCAAACUUCGAGCCGUCAUAACUCGAUUACGAGGCGUAAGUCGAGAAAUUUUAUUCUUGAUUUGUAAAAACAGUUUGCUUGUGAGCAGGGCCGGCCACCGCACAAGUCUCCGAACUUUUCAGAGCAAUUCUAGGGAUCACUUAAGAAUGCUGACGCUACUAAAGUGGUCACUAGAAAUGCCCGGACACGUCCGUUUCGCGUUACUAUUCCGAGUUUUUUCUUCUUUUUAGAAGUUUUUCAUGCCCAUUCCGAAAUGAUUCCGUGAAAUUCAAAAAAUUGAUCAGACAGUGAAAAGCGACUUCGCGAUUUCAAGUUAACUGCUAUUUGACUUGUCUUUUGCAAAAACACAGAACAAAAAAGCCCUCAGCUGCUUUUAAGAACAUCGGGCUAAUACCUGGUAUUGUUCAGCCGACUUCGCAGUUGAUCGAACUCUGUCCGUCAUGGAUCUUGUUUGAAAACAUCUUCGACGAUUUCUUGCCAUCGCAAUUCACUAAAUUUUCAAAAAUGAAAUAUUUUCAAAAACGGAAAAAAAUAGGAUAUGAAAACAAAAGUUGAAUUAAAAAAAGAGCUGAUCGGAAAGUUAAAUAAUUUUUUUCCGCAGCCAGAUUGUCUGCGUCCUCGAAUCAUAAUCGAUUAUUCAUCGCGAUUGCGAAUAAAAUUUGUAAAAAAACUAAAUAAAACCGCCGAAUCUGGCGCGAUACUUUCCAACAACCACAUUUUUUAAAUUUUCAUAUUCUUCAUAGGCAGAGUCGGAAGAACCUUUACGGGCCCUCCGUUACGGAUCGAAAAGUUUCUAUUCAUUUUUCCUAAACGGGAUGACAAAGGUUUUAUUAUUACUGCCUUUUUCCGUCCUUUCAUCGGCCUUCAUCCAUCCUUUUUGACCCUUUUGAGAAAAAAAAAAGUUUUUGAAGUUGAGAAUAAUCCAUAUCAGUGACUGUAUAUAAACCAAAAUCUUCUACAGUAAUGAAAUCGGAAAUCAUCAAUGGCCGAGGCUCAGCACCCCUUUUUGCACCCUCACUCUUUCUUCACCAUUUUUGAGUUUUUUCAGCUCACCAAGAAAGAAAGGCUCAAUAAAGCGUGUAAAACGAAACCCUUUUAGCGGCCAUUUUGCAGUCACUUCUUUUUUGCACUCGUUUUCCGCACUUCCGACUUUGCCAGCGUCGGGCAAAGUCGAAAUGGUGUUUAAAAGCUGCUAGAAAGGGAGCAAAAAGAAUCCCUUUAUUGAGCAUUCCAUUUUUUCUGGAAUUCUGAAGGCUCAAGAAAUGGUGGACAAACGGAGAGGCAGCAAAAAUGGUGCAAAAGAGCCGAUGAAAUGGCGCGAAAAGGCAGCAAAAAAAAGGAGCCUUUGUUACCCUAAAAUGGACAUUUCUAUGGAUUAUUUUUCCACCCUUUCCUAUUUUGCUUAUGAUAUCGGAUCGAGGUUUUUCUGGCUUUAAUUCAGUGUUGAUAAAGUCACGCCUUUUUUUAUUUUUCGAAACAAAAACCUUCAAAACAUCACAUCGAUAGUUGCAGUAGUAAUCGAUCGAUAAUUUCCAAUACGCUUUUUCGUUUCCGAUUUCCAAUCAUAUGCUCCAGACUUUCUUUCUGAAGGAAAAAUAAUUAAAAAAAAGGUUUUUUCAAGAUAUGAAACUGCUUUAUUUGAAGUCGUUGUCGAAUCUCCAUCUCCUGAUCAGAAAACAUCCGUUAAACGCUUCCUGCAAUAGUUUCAAUAUUGAAAAAAGCAGAUCGAUUGCAUUAUUCGAAUCGCAAUGUUUUGACAGACUAGCUAUGUAAAGUCGUGAGUAAGUUAGGGAAGCUUUAAGCAGUCAGAAGAACUAGCUAGGCGGCGCGCUAGAGCUCCGCUCGGCCUUGUCAGAACUAAGAAUCCUAGACGCCGAAAGCCGUGACGGCAUUUUCCGUGGGGGUCCCAUCAUCGCUUUGUCAGCAUCGCGCUGCCAACAGUUUGUGCCUCGGCCACUGGAAUGGGCUUCGGCGUGACUUUGCGUAUCCAAUUUGCAAGCAAAGAGGAUCGGCACUCCGGGAGUCCCACGGGCCUAAUCUACUAGCGCUUACAACUCAGAAACCUAUUUCGGAAGUUAGAAAUUUAAUGGAGGUUCAAAACUUAUCUUGACGUUGAAGUGCAGAAGCAAGAUGGAGUCGUAAGUGAAGGAGAAAUGAUAUUUGAAUCCUGGUCAUGCAAGACAAAAUGACACGUUGUUACGUGGUUUUUUGUAAAUGUUAUUUUUUUCGAUAUCAAGAAAAUGACCUUGCCACGGGCUCACGUUUUUUUUUGCAGAGAAUGAAGUUUUUAUUCUAAAUAAAAUUUAUGACGUGAAAGAUAGAGGUAGUUUUUUUUUUGCGGUUUUGUAUCGUUUUCUCUUCUUGUAGAAACAUAAUUCGCGUCACUUGGAGCCAAAUUGAAUCAAUGCAGUUUGAAGUUUUUAUGAUAUAAAUAAUCUGAAUUACAUAAUUUUUUUAGUUUUUCGAUGGAAACUUUUUUGAAAAAAUUUCUAUUUUCAGCGAAUAUUUCUACUUUAUCAACCACGAGGGAAUGCUUUUCUUGGAAGAUUCUCGAAUGAAAAACUUCACCUCCGCCUAUAAAGGUAUGUUUUUUGCUCUUUCUUCUCUUCAAAUUGAUUAAAAAUCUUCAAAAAUAAUUCCGCAAGGGGACAAUUUAUCUUCGUGACGAUAACAUAACAUGUGGGCGUUUGGUAAUUGCCAUGCACUUUUUCCCGCGGAAAUGAGUAUUUUGGAGCUUUUUAUAGCAAAUUUUUGACGAUUCAGACGUCGAAUUUUUUUGAAUUUCUUCUACAAGAAGUUGCGGUUCAACGAGACGAAACGGUUCGAAGUGGGUUUUUUUCGAAAAUUUUUGUAUUUAAUGAGAAAAAAAUUUAUUAUUUAAAAUUACAAGAUUUUUUUAAUUUUUUUGGAUUAUCUUUUUGGAAUUUAAACCAAAACUGGUUUGAAUUAGAAGUGUGAAAGUUCGUCCGUAUUCGACUUUUUUUCGAGCCCUGAAGCCUUUUUUUCGAAUGAAGAAGAAGCAAAAGAUUGAAAUUUCUUUUUGAAUACAGCAACAUUCGUUUGUUUUCCUAUUUUUUUGGAAGCCACACACUUUCAUCGGGAAUUUUUUUGAAAAUACCUAAAAAUAUAAAAAAAUAUUUGAAAAAAAUUUGAUUAUUCGGAGGGAAAACCUUUUUUUCAAAGGCUUCAAUUUAUUGAAAUUUUUCGUUCCCUAAUCCUUGAAUUUUUUUGAACAUGUUUUUUUAAUUUUUCAAAACUAUUUUUUUCUCAAAAAAAAGAAAAAGUAAGCGUUUUAGGAAUUCCCGUACAUUAGUCACUGUGGUCGGGAGAGAAAUUAUUUGAAAUGCGACGAUCGGCCAAUAGUCUAUACGCAACUGAGCGAAGAUCGGAAGUCGCUUCGGGUCGGGCAAUCCGACAUUUUCCAUGAAUUUCAGGUUUUUUUCAGUAUUUUCAGCUUUUAGCGCAAAAAUGAAUUACAAGCAUCGAAUUUUUCCAGAUUAAUGAGAAAUCGUAUCCAAAUUGAGGGUUUUCAUUUCGAAAACCUAGAAAAUUUCAAUUUUCUACCACAAAAUGUAGAAACUGAGAAAAGAAAAGUGUUUUGCUGUUUCAAUGCUGGAAUUUCUUUUCAAAGUCUGGUUUUUGGCGCUCAACUUCAGUUAAUUGAUAGAUAUAAAAUGGGAAUCAAACAUGUGAAAAAUGACCUUUUCUUUUGUCCAUUUUUUGUUUUUUGUCUAGUCUAUUUUCAAGACUCGGAACGGCUAUAAAAUUCGUUUUUACUCGUUUUUUGACUUUGCACUUUAUUUUUCUUUCGUUUUCACAAAUAUAAAUAUAAAACAGACUAAAUUCCUAGAACAGUUGAAACUUUUCAACGAAUAGUGUUUUAUCGAUUUUUGAGCCAAGUUUACAGUUUUAAAUAAAUAAUUCUCCUGAGGCCGUAUGGGAAGAAGGACAAAAUGAUUUCCUCGAAAUUUCUGAAACUUGUUGAUGACUUCGAUUAGUUGUUAUUUUCACAUCGGAAUGUGUUCUUGCUCAUUUAAAUCUUUUUAAAACCGCACUAAUUCAAACAACUUCAUAAUUAUCAGACUAAUAGCAAGUUUCAGGAAAAUCCCAGUUAUAGUUCUCCUUCUCAUUGCAUACGGCCUUUGUUGUUUGAAGAUCAUCGAGUGUUUUUUGCAGCCCAGCCGAUUGUUCAUGAAGGAAUCGGGCCGACUCUACCACCCGGCCCCCUUUGCGGACUUCGCCCUGCUGAGGGACAAACUCGGCGAUCAGCUUCAUCCUCGGUUUGAGUUUGAUGCGCAUGGCUUUCCCGUCAAGUUUCGUCAUUGGAAUGGUCAUCUGGUGGAGUUGGAACGUGUCCGAAAAUGA